This is a messenger RNA of Salvia miltiorrhiza (redroot sage), 1704 nucleotides long. RefSeq lists its product as uncharacterized. The transcript has 4 exons. The record is from RefSeq and is a predicted model, not a curated record. The coding region runs from base 157 to 1473 and encodes 438 amino acids. NCBI's taxonomy places the organism in Eukaryota, Viridiplantae, Streptophyta, Magnoliopsida, Lamiales, Lamiaceae.
AACUGAAAAGAAAAAAUAAAUAAAAGAGUGAAGAAAGGCCAAAAAUGACACACAGUAAGUACACACACUCCAACCCAGUGAAAAAAACCAACUACCCACAAAACACCAUAAAUCCACACACAAGCACAGACAAAGAAAGAAACAAAAAUUGGAGCAAUGGCUGCCCAAGAACAACAAGAAGAAGAUAUCCAUGAAACCCAACACCAACAAAUCCUCCCUUUCGAAGACCACUUCGCCGAGCUCCUCUCCACAUAUCUGGGCCUCAGCUUCACAAUCUUUCUGGGAUUAUUACCCAAGAACUCAAUCCCAUUAAUCUCCACAUACCAAACCCAGAACAAACUUCUCUCCUUUAAGCUCAUGCAAGCGGAGGAGCAGCUGAAGCAGCUCCACUCGAGAAGAAAAGAGGAUUCCAAGGCAAACGCCCGAGUUGUCGAGAUUUUCGCUAGCCACCGGCACGCUUGGCAGCAGGAGGAGAAGAGACUGCUGCAGCAGAUCGACGAGUGCAACGAGGAAAUCGCCUUCUUGAAGAGCAAAGUUGAGGACUUUGAAGGAGUGGAGGCUGAGUUCAAGGCCAGUAUUGAGGAUUUGAAGAGAGAGGUUAGUGAGAGAGAGGAGAUGCUGAGCUUCAUGAGCAGGAGUAAUUGUGAGAGCGGUGGGGAGUGCUAUGGUGACAUGGGCUUGAGCUAUGCUGGCAAAGCUGGGGUCUCGGAGAGGGUGGAGGAGGACUGCUUUAAUGGUGGUGGGGUGGAUGAGAUGGCCUCUGUUUAUGCCCAGACUCACACUCACACUGGCUUUACCUCAGAUUUCUUGAAUUCCGCUGCCUCCAAAUAUUGGUCUGACAAAGCUACCCUCUGGCAGGAUAUGCAGCAGUACGAACCAGUCGAGUCAGUUUACCAUGUGAAGCAUUUCGUUUCUAGAAGGGAGUCCCCUUGGAAGGUAGACGGUGAUUCUAGUGGUGUUUCGCCUAAAUUAAAGCUGCUCGAGCAAGAACUGCUGAAUUUAGAAAGAGUUUGUAGGGCAGAUCUGUCGAAGGUGCCAUCACAGAUGCGAAAGCAGGCCAAGAGGUACCAAUCAUUAGCAGGGAAGAUCGAUGAUCUUUGCAGGAGAAUGCAAACUAGUGAUCCAUGUGAAACCACUGUGAGCUCUGAGUUUCGCAUCCAAAGGCAAACUGAGUUCUUGCUAGAAGCGUUUCGUCUGCAGCAACGAGCCUCUGAAACCAGCCAGAAACUCACAGCAUUACAAACUGAGAGAGGAAAGAGCUACCAUGGAGGAGGAGGGGAGGUCGAAGGCCCUGCUAACCUAGCCACAAGGCGAUCACUCGACUCCAUCAGAAACAACUUCAAAGAGAUCCAAAGGAAUCUUGAGAUAUGGCUAGCAAGAAUCAUAGGAGACCUUGAAGGACUGCUGUCUAGAGACGGCGCCUCUCGUGCAAGAGAAUACUACGUCUCUAGGUACCCUUUUGUUCAUCAGUAAGUAAAUAACAAUGCUACUAUUUUGAUUUGAGUUUGUAGCAGUGGUGAAUGGUGAUGAAGAAAAUGUACAGUUUCCCUGUGUUACUCUUUCCUUGUUCUUGCUUACGACGUCGUUCCUGAUUAGCGUGGCGCCCCGACUCCACCCAGGGAUGGGUUUUUGUAUUUUGAACUGUAAAUUUAUUCAAUUUCACCAGUUCUAAUGGGGGUUGAAGAUUAAAACUUUACAAAAUCA